AUGUCACUGGCAAGAGAAACUUCAGGGACAACAUGUCUAUCUUUGGUAUCCAUGGGAGCAUCUGUGGGAGCAGUAACAAAACAGACCCUGUUCCCUCCUCUCAUGCCUGCAGGGCGACCUUUCCGUGUGUCGAAUGCCUCCCGAAGCAGCAGAAAAGGAAUUGUUGCAAGCAGUCUGCAAGAGCUCAUCAGCAAGACUUUAGAUGCCUUCCUUAUAUCUGCUGGAAUAGUUACUCUGGUUUUGGAGGAAGAUGGAACGGUUGUGGACACAGAAGAGUUCUUUAAGUCCCUGGAUGAUAAUACACACUUCAUGGUUCUAGAAAAAGAACAGAAAUGGACACAAACAAGAAAUGGAGUUGCUGUGAGACAAAAGAAGAAAAUGGGAGUAGCUAACAUCACAUUUGAUCUGUACAAGCUGAACCCGAAGGAUUUUAUUGGCUGCUUAAACAUCAAGGCGACCUUCUAUGAGAUCUACUCUGUCUCAUAUGACAUCAAAUGUAUGGGAGCAAAAAGUGUAUUGCGGAAGGUGCUUCAGCUAAUGUCCCAUGCAGCACAAAUAACUGGACAGUUUCUUCUCUAUACUGGAACGUAUAUGUUGCAGUUGAUGGGUGAAUAUGAUGAAGACGGCACGUGUACAAGAUCAAGGCAGGAGUAGUGAACACAGCUGCACUCCUGAUACCGGAUCCUCUUGCUUAAAGACAUUCUCUUGCCCAAUUUUAAUUGUAACAAUGUUAUAGUAGGGGGAUGCCCGCUGAUGUGAACUAACAUUUUUCCCAUUUGGGAGUGCUUGUAGGCCUUAGUCAUAAAACAAGUGUUUGGUGUUCACAGGCUCUUAACACAGCAAAAGGAUGGGUGCCUAAUGUCUAAGAAUUUGGCAAAAGGAGAGAGGGCAGGUUUUUGCCCCAGCAACUCAAAAUAUACAAUGAGUGGAAACUUGGAAACUUGCAUGCUUUGU
Messenger RNA from Phaethon lepturus (White-tailed tropicbird), 954 nucleotides. RefSeq names its product cell death-inducing DFFA-like effector a (gene CIDEA). Lineage: Eukaryota; Metazoa; Chordata; Aves; Phaethontiformes; Phaethontidae. The transcript is spliced from 5 exons. Gene Ontology annotation, cellular component: lipid droplet. The record is from RefSeq and is a predicted model, not a curated record. Gene Ontology annotation, biological process: lipid storage; apoptotic process; regulation of apoptotic process. Bases 1 to 654 code for a protein of 217 amino acids.